Molecule: messenger RNA, 1593 nt
Organism: Epinephelus fuscoguttatus (brown-marbled grouper)
Lineage: Eukaryota; Metazoa; Chordata; Actinopteri; Perciformes; Serranidae
Product: chemokine-like protein TAFA-2
Exons: 6
Coding region: 489-902 (137 amino acids)
Molecular function (GO): receptor ligand activity
Source: RefSeq, a predicted model, not a curated record
UCAGACUGGGGAGAGACGCGGCGGAGCAGAGACUGCAGACUCAAGUGAUUGAUCAGGAUCGAUCCCACUUUGAGAAAUUAAUACAUUCAUCUCCAGUGUGUGGUCUGAUCCUCUGGGUGACCAUCAGCCACCAAAGGCGCACCAACAGGACGCAAUUAAAAGCUGAUUGAGUCCAAACAGGCUGCGGGUUGUUUCUGGACUAUCACGGAAUAAAAAGAGGGGAGCUUUGGAUGCGGGAGGAUCUCGGCUGUGCGGUGGAUGAGAUGCCCAUGGUGCCGCGCCACAAGACGAAUACUCGUGUGUGAUUGUGACAAGGCUGUUUGAUUUCAUCCGGACAAAAACGAAGCACCACUCCCGUUUUUUUCUCUUCUUCUCCUCGCCAAUCCAAAUGUCUCCACAUCACAGACACGCCACUGGAUUGUAGCAGCAGCCCCACCGAUGGUUUGAGAGGGCGUUAAGGUGCGGGAAGGGAGUGGGACAAUUACAGGAUGAGUGAGCGAUACACGCCGAUCGGAUGUAAAGGGGCUCUACUUGUAAUGGUGCUUGUGAUCAGUGUCUGGGAGAUGACCGUACCAACAGAAGGAGCUACAGCAGUGCACCAUGUCCGAACAGGCACCUGCGAGGUGGUGGCGUUGCAUCGCUGCUGCAACAAGAACAAAAUCGAGGAGCGGUCACAAACUGUGAAGUGCUCCUGCUUUCCCGGGCAAGUGGCCGGCACCACCAGAGCUGCCCCGUCCUGUGUAGAUGCCUCUAUAGUGGAGCAGAAGUGGUGGUGUCAGAUGCAUCCGUGCCUUGACGGGGAGGAAUGCAAAGUUCUUCCUGAUCUGAAGGGCUGGAGCUGUGCUACAGGGAACAAGAUCAAAACUACUAAGAUUUCUGCCGACAGAGACCAGCUCUGGUAACGUCAGAUGCUUCGCAGCGCAGUCCAGGUGAACCAACAGGUCCGGUCUUUGUCGGAUCAUCAAAAGAGAAGUAAUGCAAAGGACCUUUCUGUAAAUAGAGACUUCCUUUCUUCUGGACUGCAAUUAAUCUUUGAAAGAACUCUGAAUGCUUCUUCUUGAACUCUAUGGACAUCAAGCCCUGAUCAUUCAGCUCUUCUUUUCGGAGGACUCCAUAUGAUUAGCCUUACGGGACCGCAGGAUUUAUUCUCUGACAUUGUACUGCUUAUAGUGGGAUACAACGGUGAACUUUGCCUAUGUGUUGAUUUCUAGAGUAAUAUGUCCUCUACGGGGGAUUUGUAUCACAGGUUGACCGGAGAGAAUGGCAGGUCAGUGUGUUGUAAGCAUCGCAAAUAUUCAAUACAAAAUGUGAUUUUGUUUUCUCAGUCGAUUGUGGCUUUCUUCUCUAACAACGUGUAGUUUCAAAGGUUCAGAUAAAGAUUAAAAUACGUGGCUGAGCAGCAGUUAUUCAGGGUGAUUUUCAAAGAAAUACACAACCACAUUCAUCAGUGUGUCAUUCAUACUAUGCGCCACAGCACAGAAAGGGAAAACAGACCUUAUUUAGCUAAUACUCAGCAUAAACCCACUACACAUUAUGAGGAACGCUGACCUAAACCAGUGCUGUGGAAAGGUAUAAACUGAUCAAACCUACCAG